Messenger RNA from Funneliformis geosporum, 5088 nucleotides. Lineage: Eukaryota; Fungi; Glomeromycota; Glomeromycetes; Glomerales; Glomeraceae. The record is from the annotation of a GenBank genome assembly.
AUGGCACACUCCCACGAAACAAAAGUUCCUAAACGUGCUUCUUUUUUACGUGUAGUUUUUGGUGGUGCUGCUUCACGUCCACAGACAGAUGUUUCUAUUGUAGAUACUUUAGGUUUAGCUCCUCUUGCGGAAUCUAGUGAGAUAAAUGGUGAAGACGCUCAGCCACCAACACAACCUUCUAAUAAUCUCAAGAAAGGAAAACCUAUAGAUACUAAACUUCUUGUACAAGAACUACAAAAACCAUAUCCUUUACUCACGCUCAUUAAACUUGUUGGAGAAUUAUGUAACAUAGUGACACAAUACACUUUCUCAGAUAUGACUGAAGUUUGGUUUUGUAUUAACGAACUUCUUUCUCCUGAUAGGCCAUUUGAUGCGAGAAAUGUUGCUUUUCAGUUCAUGAUAGCUUGUAUUAAAAGUCAACAUCGUGAUAAUUUAGGGUUUCUUAGAAUAAUAUUUUAUGAUUGUAUCAAAUCUCAUAAUAUUAAAGAGGAUUUUGAGAUUAGAUUAUUAGCUUUAAAAGAACUUUGUAAUGAUGGAAGAGAUAUUUCUUCUUUCGAAAAAAAUUUAGUAAAAUUGCUUUCAGAAUGGGUCAAUGAAACAGUACAACAAUUGGACGAUCAAUCAACAAGUAUUCAUCAAAAUGAACAGGCGAAAAUUAUUCCUCCAUUAUCAUUAUCUUCCACAACUUCAUCACAAGAUGAAUCAUCAACUUCUGAUAUGACUAUACAACAAAAUUUCGAAUCUACAAGGUUACAAUCAGUGGUUAAUUUAUUAAUAAAUGUGAUCAAAUUCCAUUUCGCACAAUUUGAGGAAUCUGAUAUUUCUCGGCUCAUUGAAGAUAUAGCAAUCGCUUGUAAGAAAUCUAAGGACGUUCCAGAUAUUGAAUGUUGUCUGAGCUUUUGGGAUGUGGUUGUACGUUAUGGUUAUGUGCCAAUAAUUUCAUUGAAAUCAUAUGUUGAUGUACUAUGCGAUAAGCUUAACCAAGAAGGUUCAAUUUCACAAAAAUGUUGGCAUAUUAUGCGGAAUCUUUUAAAGAGUCAUUGUGCAUAUAGCACAAUCAAGAUUCUAUGCAGUAAUUUGGAGAAUAGUGAAUCUGUAAAAUCUCCGCAGAUCUUGCGUGGUUCUGUUCUAUUUUUAGGAUGGGCAAUUUGGGGACCGGAAGGGAUUGACUCUCUUUCACAUACUUAUUCCACUGUCCUUUCUGCAAUGAGACAGGCCAUAAAUAAUUGUGAUGACGUCGAUGUUCAUUGUGAAAUUUUAAUACAAAUCAAUGAUCUUAUCGCAAAAGAUGAAAAGAACAUUACCUCAUUGGAGUGGGAAAUUAUAAUAGAUAUUUUGGAUAACACCAAAUAUCAUUUGUUAGAUAAUGGUCCUUUAUCAGGAAGAAAUACAAUAAUAUCCGAUAAUUCUACAAAUAUAAAUUCAGUUGAUAAUGAUGGGGCAUCAACGGUGGUUAAUGCUUAUAGUAGGAUAAUAUUUCAAAUACAAUCUCUGCACAUGUUAUCUUCUUUCGAAGGUCCAACCUUACGAUUCAUUGCUCUCAUUCAGGCACUAAGGGAUUAUGUUUCUGAAAAUACCAUUUUAAUGUUGCUUGAUUAUUAUGAUUCUGAACAUUCGCUUUAUCCAUCCUCUCCGGAUUGGCUUGCAUUAUUAGUUGAUGUGGUGAACACAUUUUACAUUGCUAGAGUUCCUUCAAGGAUACGUCAACGCGUACUCUCUAUGACGAUUGAUGUUUAUGAAAUUACAAAAGAUUUUUAUCUGGAUAAACUUCUUGAAGCUGUUAUAUUACCAAUGUUUAUGUAUUUCCCUAGGGAUAAUGACAUUGAAGUUAUAAAUAAUUCUAUGGACUUUUUAGUUUCUGUAUUAAAAGAGGUAUCGGAUCAUUGGUUUAAACCUUUGCUCAAAAUUCUAGUACAAUGCGUUCCUUGCGUUUGUCAACAGCGCACAUGUCAUCUGGCGGGAUGUAAAAGUUCAAUUUCAAUUAAUGGCCUUACCAGCAUAUUUCAGCAUUGCUUGUAUAAAGUUGAUUCACCUGCACAAAGUGUACAAGUAUUUGAAGAAAUGAUAAAUCUCCUCGGUGAUUUUUCAACUCCCGUGAUUUGUCGUCUUACAUUGUUACAAUUAUUUGCUCGUAUGAGAGCUGAUAAUGAUCAUAGAAUUUAUUUCAUAGAGGACGUUGAUGUUGUGAGUGGGGCUUAUAUUUUACAUCGGAAUAAAUCUAUUAUAGAGAAUAAUUCUCCAAUAAAUUCAGAAAAAUCUAUAAAUGGUACGAGUUCUACUGGUUUAGGGGUUGAACGUAAAACUAAUUUUAAAAAAAAGAUGGAGCGAAGAUCUAGUUUGAAAGACGUGGCUUCAAUACUACUUGAUCGAAGGGAUAAUAAUAGUAAGUCCACUCCUCUUCAAUUAGAUAAUAACAAUAUCCCCGAGGAAGAAAUCAUUACCCCGUUGGAACGUCUUUGGCAAAUUCCUGAAAUUUUACGAUGUAAGCUCACAGCUUUACGUCCAAGUCCAUACGUACUUUGUUAUGAUAAGUUAUCAAAGAACAAAAUCAAUGCUAAUCAAGAGAUUUUCGUCCAAAAUUAUGGCAAUUUGAAAUCGGAUUUAACUGGUGCGAUAUUCCUGCCAAUCAAUUUAUAUUUACAAUGCCUAAUUGACAUUCUCACUAAAGAAAAGGAUUGGGAGAUUUAUUCUUAUGUUUUGUGUUUUCUCCCAAUACAAUUGAGCAAGAAACAUUUAUUCUGCGCAUCCUAUGAACAAAUUCGUACUUUAAGAAGUUGUUUAUGUGAUUGGAUUUCGAAUAGUCGAUUUGCCGAAGGCAUGUCAUUACCGAAUGAUAUCAAGAAGAUGGAUAUUUAUGCGGUAGUUUACCAAACUUUAACUGUUCUUAUCAGUUAUCGCGACUUAUUUAAUAAAUCACAACGAGAUGAACUAGUUUUGGCUUUUCACGUUGGUUUACAUAAAUGGGCUCGUACCGCAAAGCCCUGUAUUCAUGCACUUAAUAUAUGCUUAUUUGAACUACCUCUUUCAUCUACAAAGCUUCUUCCAGACACUCUAAAUAAAUUAUCACAGAUUAUAACAACGGCAACAAUGAGCGUUCAUAUUCUUGAAUUUCUCUCUGGAUUAGCAAGGCUUCCACAUCUUUAUGUAAAUUUUACGGAAGCUGAUUACAAGCGUGUAUUUGGAAUUGCCAUGCAAUAUAUACAAUACAGCCAGACAGUUUCAUCAAGUUCUUCUCCCAACGGUAGUAACAAUAAUACGACAUCUCAACCAAAUACGUCUUCAAGUUCUACAACAUCAGCAAGUUCAAGUAGUUCUCAAAAACGUCAAAAGUAUGUGACCUUUAUCGUCCAUGGUUUAUUACUUGCAAAUGGGUCGAAUCCAAAAGUUGACGAACAAACUGAAACAUGUUUUGACAUGCUUGCGCGUUAUACAUUUGCUAAUUGUGACCCUAAACCCGAGCAAUCUUUUAUUAAUCAAAUUUUAUUAGAACAAGGAAAGGAUAAAGUAAUAUCUCGUACUUGGGUUCAAGGGAAUGCGUUCUUAACUAUUCGUACAAUGAAGUCAUUUGGAUGGGCAGAGAUUAUAGUUCGUCGACCAUCUGGUAGUGUAGCUUUCUUAUGUAAAGUUGAAAAUCGAAACAAGAUGGAAGAUACAGAUUUCAUAACUUUGCCUGCAACUUUAAUGGCUCAUUAUGAUCCUGAUUCCCAGAAUAUUAUUACCCUUCCCGAAAGUGCAAUAGAGUUUACUUCUGAACAAUUAGAAACUAAUGAUUCUAUGAGAGGAGGAGGAGUAAAUCAUCAUCAGAUUAAUGCUGAGAACACAUAUCAUCCUUCGAAAACGCAAGAAACUAAAGAGGAUGAAAGAAAUGGAAAUUCCUCUUUAGAAUCGGAUAGUUCAUCAUCAGCAAACGAUUCGCCUCAUAUCGUUUCUUCAAAAUUAGAGACCAAUUCUAAUACCGGAUCUUCAGAAAAUGAUAGUGAGACUAAUUUACAAGCGGAUGCCUUACAGGGUUCUGAGAAUUAUUGUGAUGUAAAUCAGAACGACAAUAAUUUAAAUGAUGAUAUUGACGAAUCACCUACAACAAAUUCAUUAAACGAAAAACAUGUUAUCAAUGAAAUUUUCGCUGAUCCUGCAAGUUCAAUUGCUGAUAAGAAUCUGUAUCGUAAGGAUGAUCCUCAUAUUAAUCCAAGCUUUUUAUUCUUACAAAAUUCUCCAUAUCCCGAUCUCAUAUCUAAAGAGGCGCCUCGACCUUUACCAGAAGAAGAAUCUACAAAUCGUGCAUUAUCAGUGUUGGAUCGUACGCCGGUCGUAGAUUUUCACAAGAUUGGCGUAUUAUAUGUCGGAAAAAAUCAGACUGAUGAAAUUGAAAUACUUUCUAAUGUUCAUGGAUCACAAGAUUAUAUAGAAUUUCUGAAUAAAUUGGGUAAUUUGAUUCGAUUAAAAAAUUGUAAAAAUGUAUAUACUGGAGGUUUGGAUACAGAGUACGACAUAGAUGGGGAAUACGCUUAUUAUUGGAAAGAUGAUAUUACUCAAGUGAUAUUUCAUUGUGCUACUUUGAUGCCAACAGAUUUGGAUCGUGAUCCUCAAUGUGCUGGAAAGAAGAGACAUAUUGGCAAUGACUUUGUUACAAUCGUGUUUAACAAUUCUGGACAAGAAUAUGCAUUUGAUACAUUACCAAGUCAUUUUAACUUUAUAAAUAUUGUUAUUUCCCCUCAUUCUCAUCAAGACUUUUUCAUUUCAUCCUUACAAUCAUCGAAAACAAAUAAUAAUUCAUUCUUCAAGGUUAUAAUGCAGCGUCGUUCAGAUAUGCCUGAAAUUGGACCAAUAACAGAAUUUAAAAUGGUAUCAGCGACAGCUUUACCAGCAUUCGUUCGUCAAAUGGCAUUACAUGCAAACAUAUUCGCUCAAGUAUUUUUACAAAGUGGAGGCAGUAGAAAUGUAGAGUAUGUAUCUAAUUGGAAAGAUCGUUUAAGGCAAAUAAAACGGUUAAAGGAACGAACUGGAAGUAACACAUCACAUGAUAAUCAAGUUGAUAUGAGUACAGUGUUGGGAUUGGAACCUGUUAUCGACUUUACUCGAUAUACUUGA